Messenger RNA from Emiliania huxleyi CCMP1516, 554 nucleotides. RefSeq lists its product as hypothetical. Lineage: Eukaryota; Haptophyta; Isochrysidales; Noelaerhabdaceae. Gene Ontology annotation, cellular component: cytosol. The record is from RefSeq and is a predicted model, not a curated record. Gene Ontology annotation, molecular function: A2-type glycerophospholipase activity. The annotation marks the transcript as partial. Gene Ontology annotation, biological process: glycerophospholipid catabolic process. The transcript has a single exon.
AUGGCGACGCCCAGCUGUCCACCUCCGUCGAGUGGCUACGUCAAGAUGCGGAGGCAGCAGCACCGGCAGCAGCAGCCGCUGGAGCCGCUGGUUCAGCCGGCGGCCGCUCGCUCCACGGCGCCGGCUGCCGCGACGACCCACGGCACGCCGCAGCCUCGACUGCGGUGCUGCGAGCCGCCGAGCACCACGGCGAAGCUCUGGGCGGGAGAGCGCUACAACGGCUUCAACACCGUCGGCGUGGUGGACUACCCCUGGCCCGAGCAGCAGCUCCCCGGGUUCCAAGACACGACGGUUACCGCCAACAUCGGGGUGUGCGUCAGCGGCGGCGGGUGCCGCUCAUACGCGGCCGGCUACGGCCAGAUGCGGGCGCUUCACAACCUGCACCACUUGAAGAGGACGCGGUACCUGGCCGGCGUCUCGGGCGGCUCGUGGCUGACGGCGGUGACCGUCUACAACCAAAACGACACGCCCGACAGCGUCUUUUACGGCGCGAGCCCGCCGCCCGAGGAGCUGACGAUGGCUCAGCUCGCGGAGCUGCCAAAGGAGUCGCUGGG